CGGGAUUCAGGAAGCGCCGCGCCGUCCAGGAGCCGUUUACUCUGUUCCCCACUGGAAGAUCAACCCCAGGCGGGCAGGGACUUUUCUCGGAGUCCCUUGUACCUGGCACGCUGAAGGUGCUCAGUAAACAUUUGGCCGAGCAGUGCAGACAGGUCCCGGGCCGGCAUGGCGGAUCCCAACGAAGGCCCCCACACAGGGCCCGGGGAGGUGGCCGAGAGCCCCGGGGAUGAGAGCGGCACCCCUGGCGGCGAGGCCUUCCCCCUCUCUUCGCUGGCCAACCUGUUUGAGGGGGAGGAUGGUUCCCCUUCCCCCUUCCCGGCUGACACGGGUCGCCCUGCCGGCCCGGGUGACGGGCGACCAAACCUGCGCAUGAAGUUCCAGGGUGCCUUCCGUAAGGGGGUGCCCAACCCCAUCGACCUCCUGGAGUCCACCCUGUAUGAGUCCUCGGUGGUGCCUGGACCCAAGAAGGCACCCAUGGACUCGCUCUUUGACUAUGGCACCUAUCGUCAGCACCCCAGUGACAACAAGCGGUGGAGGAAGAAGGUCACCGAGAAGCAGCCGCAGAGUCCCAAAGCUCCCGCACCCCAGCCGCCCCCCAUCCUUAAGGUCUUCAACCGGCCUGUCCUCUUUGACAUCGUGUCCCGAGGCUCUACUACCGACCUGGAUGGGCUGCUUCCCUUCCUGCUGACCCACAAGAAGCGGCUGACUGACGAGGAGUUCCGGGAGCCGUCCACAGGGAAGACCUGCCUGCCCAAGGCCCUGCUGAAUCUGAGCAAUGGCCGCAAUGACACUAUCCCUGUGCUCCUGGACAUUGCUGAGCGGACGGGCAACAUGCGGGAGUUCAUCAACUCGCCCUUCCGGGACAUCUACUACCGAGGUCAGACCGCCCUGCACAUCGCCAUCGAGCGGCGCUGCAAACACUACGUGGAGCUCCUGGUGGCCCAAGGCGCUGAUGUCCAUGCCCAGGCCCGGGGGCGCUUCUUCCAGCCCAAGGACGAGGGAGGCUACUUCUACUUCGGCGAGCUGCCCCUGUCGCUGGCAGCCUGCACCAACCAGCCCCACAUCGUCAACUACCUGACGGAGAACCCGCACAAGAAGGCCGACAUGCGGCGGCAGGACUCCCGCGGCAACACGGUGCUGCACGCGCUGGUGGCCAUUGCCGACAACACCCGCGAGAACACCAAGUUCGUCACCAAGAUGUACGACCUCCUGCUGCUCAAGUGUGCCCGCCUCUUCCCUGACAGCAACCUGGAGGCCGUGCUCAACAAUGACGGGCUCUCGCCCCUCAUGAUGGCGGCCAAGACGGGCAAGAUUGGGAUCUUUCAGCAUAUCAUCCGCCGGGAGGUGACAGACGAGGAUACGAGACACCUGUCCCGCAAGUUCAAGGACUGGGCCUAUGGGCCGGUGUAUUCCUCGCUGUAUGACCUCUCCUCCCUAGACACGUGUGGGGAAGAGGCCUCUGUGCUGGAAAUCCUGGUGUAUAACAGCAAGAUCGAGAACCGCCACGAGAUGCUGGCCGUGGAACCCAUCAAUGAGCUGCUGCGGGACAAGUGGCGCAAGUUUGGCGCUGUGUCCUUCUACAUCAAUGUGGUCUCCUAUCUGUGCGCCAUGGUCAUCUUUACCCUCACCGCCUACUACCAGCCGCUGGAGGGCACCCCCCCGUACCCUUAUCACACCACUGUGGACUACCUGAGGCUGGCUGGCGAGAUCAUCACGCUCUUCACCGGGGUCCUGUUCUUCUUCACCAACAUCAAAGACUUGUUCAUGAAGAAAUGCCCAGGAGUGAAUUCUCUCUUCAUUGAUGGCUCCUUCCAGCUACUCUACUUCAUCUACUCCGUGCUGGUGAUUGUCUCGGCGGCCCUCUACCUGGCGGGCAUUGAAGCCUACCUGGCUGUCAUGGUCUUUGCCUUGGUCCUGGGCUGGAUGAACGCCCUCUACUUUACCCGCGGGCUGAAGCUGACGGGAACCUAUAGCAUCAUGAUCCAGAAGAUCCUCUUCAAAGACCUUUUCCGCUUCCUGCUGGUCUACUUGCUCUUCAUGAUUGGCUACGCUUCAGCCCUGGUGUCCCUUCUGAACCCAUGUACCAACAUGAAGGUGUGCAGUGAGGACCACACCAACUGCACGGUGCCCACAUACCCCUCGUGCCGUGACAGCGAGACGUUCAGCACAUUCCUCCUGGACCUCUUCAAGCUGACCAUCGGCAUGGGCGACCUGGAGAUGCUGAGCAGCACCAAGUACCCGGUGGUCUUCAUCAUCCUGCUGGUCACCUACAUCAUCCUCACCUUCGUGCUGCUCCUCAACAUGCUCAUCGCCCUCAUGGGAGAGACGGUGGGCCAGGUCUCCAAGGAGAGCAAGCACAUCUGGAAGCUGCAGUGGGCCACCACCAUCCUGGACAUUGAGCGCUCCUUCCCCGUGUUCCUGAGGAAGGCCUUCCGCUCUGGUGAGAUGGUGACCGUGGGCAAGAGCUCGGACGGCACCCCAGACCGCAGGUGGUGCUUCAGGGUGGACGAGGUGAACUGGUCUCACUGGAACCAGAACUUGGGCAUCAUUAACGAGGACCCGGGCAAGAGUGAGAACUACCAGUACUAUGGCUUCUCGCACACCGUGGGCCGCCUCCGGAGAGAUCGCUGGUCCUCGGUGGUGCCGCGCGUGGUGGAACUGAACAAGACCUCGAACCCAGACGAAGUGGUGGUGCCUCUGGACAACAUGGGGAACCCCAGCUGCGACGGCCACCAUCAGAGUUACCCCCCCAAGUGGAGGACUGAUGACGCUCCCCUCUAGGGGCUGUGGGCGGGGCAGGGUCUCUGGCCUGCAGCCCAAGCCCGUCCCUCCACCCGCCUGUUUCUACCCCACCUGCAUUUCAGCGGUGCCUCCCGGGGGCGUCCCUCACGUGCUCCUUUGACCUCCAGAGGCGAGGGCUGGACGCAGAUGAAGGGGAGGCCCCAGGACCCUCUGGCCCCCAGGCUCCUGCCCCCAGCUCCGCCUCCCCACCCGGGGCAUGAGGCUCCUGACUGCCUGUCUCACUCCCAUGGAGUCACAUAAGCCAAGGCAAGGGCCUCUCUGCCCACGGGGGCUCAGUGCCCUGCCUCUCCAUUAUUUAUUUGCUCUGCUCUCAGGAAAGUGGUAUGAUCCUUGCCCUCAGAGGGAUCUGGCAGAGGCCUCAGGACCCCAUUCCGGGUCACCGCCGUCCAACCCCGGCCCCAGCCUGGGCCCUGGGCUGCACACGGCACCCUGUGCAGCAGCAUGCUGGCUUUGCGCUGGGGUGGGGCCAUGCCUUCAGUGUGUUCUGUAAAUGGUCUGGUGUUUGUCGGUGCCCAAUAAAUGUUCAUUCACUGAUGGUGAAGAUGGUAGGGAUGAUGAUGGGGGGAGUGGUGAUGGGCAUGGGGAUGACAGCAGCGAGACGGGGGAGCUCAGAAAUGCUGGUGGGGGGCAGGGAUGAGAAUGAGGAGCAUGGUAGUGACCAAGGUGGUGUUUAGGGUGAUGGCUGGAGGCUGGACUCAGGGCGGCGGUGGUGGUGUGAGCCUAAGAGAUGUGAGUGAGGUUGGAGUGGAGGAAGAAGAUGGAGUCAAAGGAAGAGGGGGAAGAGCAAUGUUGGCUGGGUAGGGGAGUAAUGCUGGGCAGAGUAAUGUUAGUGGCGGGGAGAGAACAGAGGUGUAGGGAGAGUCAUGUUGGCAGGAAAGAGUAAUGUUGGUAGGAGAGAGUAAUGUUUGUGGGAAAGAGUAAUAUUGGUGGGGGAGAGUAAUGGUGGAGAAGAGUAAUGCUGAUGGGGAAGAGUAAUUAAUGUUGGUGUGGGAGAGUAAUGUUGGUGGGAAAGAGUAAUGUUAGUGGGAAAGAAUAGUGGGGGGAGAGUAGUGUUGAUGGGAGGAGAGUAAUGCUGGUGCAGAUUAAUGUUGGUAGGGGGAUAGUAAUGCUGGUGGCUAGAGUAAUGGUGGGAGGAGAGUAAUAUUGGUGGAAAGAGCAAUGGUCGGGAGAGUAAUAUUGAUGGAAAGAGUAAUAUUGGUGGGAAGAGUAAUACUGGUGUGAGAAGAGUAAUGUUGGUGGGAAAGAGUAAUGGUGAGAAUGAGUAAUGUUGGGGAGAGUAAUACUGAUGGAAAGGGUAUCAGAGGGAAAGGGUAUUAUUGGAGGGAGAGAGUAUUAUUAUUCCCCUGCAGGUGGGAAUAAUGCAGGUGGAAGAGUAAUGUUGGUUGGGAAAAGUAAUGUUGGUGGGAGGAAAGUAAUGCUGGGGCAGAUCAAUGUUGGUGGGGUGAGUAGUGAGGGUGGGUGGAGUCAUCAUGGUGGGAGGAGAGUAAUAUUGGUAGAAAGGGUAAUAUUGGUGGGGGAGAGUAAUGCAGGUGGGCGGAGUAAGAUUGGCGGGAAGGAUUACUCUCCUCGGCUUGAGGAGAGUAAUGGUGGUGUUGCUUCUCGUGUCCCUUUUUACGAGGGCGGAAACCUUUCCCGAAUGACCUCCCCUCUUGUAUUAUUGGCCAGAAUAGCAUCACGUGUCUCCUGCUUCAGCCAAUCAGCAGGCAGGAAGCUGCAGGGUCCUAAAGCUGACGGACAAAUGGAGAAAGGUAGUUUCUCCUGCCAGGAAUCCGUAAUGACUGGGCCGGCUGGUGGAUGUUGCAGGCCUUUUUCCAGAUGCCCACCCUUCACCUCAACGACUUUACGACACCUGCUAAUCGCUCGGGACCUCCGAGAGGCAGAGCUGGAGCCGGGGAGGGCAUUGGCUUCCCCCAGGCCACAGGGACUGGAAUGGGGGCAUUUCCCGAGGAGACUUGCAACGUCAGUACCUGUGCCAAACCGUGUCAAUGGCCCGCUUCCCCACUCUUCGCUCUGCCCGUGAAUUUGCAAGAGAGCCUUAUGGAGUUCUCCCACUGUGGGCAAAGCACAAUUUUGCAUCCCUGGCUUGACUGUGAGAUUUGUUUUAAUCAAUGGCAUGUUAAGGGGGCUAGCCCCUCCCCCCCCAAAGGAGGCUGAGAGAUCCAUGCAGCGCAGCAAGCCUGGGUGACAUCAGAGGAACCCCAAAGAUGCAUGAGAAAGAAUCGUUCUCCCAUGCCAAUGAGUUUUUGCAGUGGUUAUUUCUUUUUAAGGGCAGGCAUCGAUUUUUGUGGCAAUCACUAAUGGAUGCAGAAUAUCCACUACACCCCAUGUUUCAGAUGAGGAAACCAGGGCUCAGAGAAGUGAAGACUCUUACCCAGGGCACCUGGAUGGGAAGUGGUAGAGGUGGGAUUUGAAUGCUUGUAGGGGCUCGGAGCC
Molecule: messenger RNA, 5235 nt
Organism: Zalophus californianus (California sea lion)
Lineage: Eukaryota; Metazoa; Chordata; Mammalia; Carnivora; Otariidae
Gene: TRPV4
Product: transient receptor potential cation channel subfamily V member 4
Exons: 17
Coding region: 166-2781 (871 amino acids)
Biological process (GO): actin filament organization; calcium ion import across plasma membrane; osmosensory signaling pathway
Cellular component (GO): cilium; membrane
Molecular function (GO): protein binding; calcium channel activity
Source: RefSeq, a predicted model, not a curated record